UUUUCCUGAGUGUGGUUACCAAUGAUAAAGCCCCUCUAUUUUUGGCUCAAAACCUUCCUUUCGGUCAAGUCGAGAUCUCCUCCCUCCUCGGAGUCGGGGUUAAGGAUUAAAGUACCCAUGAAUGACGAAACUUACCGAUAAAGAAAGAAAAACACGGGUACAUCCAUGGCUUACCUUGCACGAAUCUCGAGGUUGACCUACUUUUCAUCGUCCACGACUCUUCCAUCUCUUAUCUUUCCUGCUACAGCAAGCCCACAAUGGUUUGAUUGGACUGUUCAUUCCCCAUUUUGCUCUUUUCGUUCUUUCGGAUCAUACACUGCCAAUUCAGAAGAUGGCAUGGUAGAUCAUCAAGAGUAUCGAAAGUGGAGUAAUGGAGGUGGAUUAUGUCAUAACUCGGCUUGUAUUGAUCCUACAGCAGUUGUCGAAAUUGGAGCUGUUAUUCACCAAAGAGCGACUUUGGGUGCCAAUGUUUAUGUUGGAUCAGGAGUUGUGGUUGGACCUAGUGUCACAAUUGGUCAAUCUACUAGCCUUGGGUACAAUGUUGCACUGAGCAAUUGCUCUAUUGGUGAUUCAUGUGUUAUCCACAAUGGUGUCUGCAUUGGUCAAGAUGGAUUCGGGUUUUUCGUAGAUGAACAUGGAAACAUGGCAAAGAAGCCUCAGGCACUGUAUGUGAGAAUAGAAAAUCACGUUGAGAUUGGUGCAAACACUUGUGUUGAUAGGGGAAGCUGGAGAGAUACGAUCAUAGGAGAUUACACCAAGAUAGACAAUCUCGUCCAGAUAGGCCACAAUGUAAUUAUCGGCAAGAGUUGUCUCUUAUGUGGACAUGUCGGAAUAGCUGGUUCAGCCACAAUAGGUGACUAUGUUACUUUCGGUGGUAGGGUAGCAGUUCGUGAUCAUGUUUCCAUUGUUUCGAAGGUUCGUCUUGCUGCAAAUAGUUGUGUUACAAAGGACAUCAAGGAGCCUGGAGAUUAUGGUGGCUUUCCUGCGGUUCCUGUCCAGCAAUGGCGAAGGCAAGUAGCUGCACUCCGUAUGAACUCUAUAAAGGAUAUACAGAACUCUUGAAUCUUAUUUAUCAUUCCACAUAUGCCGAAGCUAGUAAGGAGGGGGCUAUUAUUAGUCAGUGAAGAUUUGUUUCUGAUGCAUUUGUUUUGUGAGCUAUCGAUGAUUUCUUUUCUCGUACUAAUAUGAGAUUCGCAAGUAUAUGUAGCUACUUGAGGAUUUUGAGGUGCAUCUUAGUCAGGAGAACCGAGAACAACAUGCAUGAAUAUAUGCGACAUAACAAGGGACGGAGGAGUAGCUGAAACCCCGAUUAGGAGGCUUGUCAAUGUAAGAGCUUACUCAUCUUAUACAUAUGUUAAAUUUGUUUUGUGUUCUUGAGUUGUGCACUUGUUUGCAAAACUAACUACAUUAAUGAUAGGAUAUUUUGAUUA
Molecule: messenger RNA, 1430 nt
Organism: Amaranthus tricolor (Joseph's coat)
Lineage: Eukaryota; Viridiplantae; Streptophyta; Magnoliopsida; Caryophyllales; Amaranthaceae
Product: probable UDP-3-O-acylglucosamine N-acyltransferase 2, mitochondrial
Exons: 10
Coding region: 166-1062 (298 amino acids)
Biological process (GO): lipid A biosynthetic process
Source: RefSeq, a predicted model, not a curated record